ACUUCUUUAUUCCUGCCUAUUGAAAGUACCUUUCGAAUGCUUUAUCAGGCCUAACUCGCUAAGAUCUCCGAUUUGCCUUCCCCGGUUUAGGCACCCUCUCCAAUCCAAACUUAUUUUCCCCUCCAUCUCCGCACCGAUGCGAGCCUGAUGCACCCUGAAGUCGGUCAUGUCCAUCCUGCAUGAUUCCUCCCUUGUUCGACCACAGUGUCAUGUAAAGGGCAAACCGCGCUCUCUGGAGACGCCAAAUAAACCCCGUCGCUCCGUUCUCAAGUCCGUUUCUCUUCCGUCGCUGUCGGCCGUCGUCAAAAACUCAUUGACAUGGGCGGGGGACACGUGGGGUUCCUAUGGGAAUGGCCAGUCCCAGAAAGAACGCAGACUGCGCGCUGCUGUGGAUGAGCGAAGGGAGUCUUUGUACCUCAAGAAGCGCAAUGCUGUGACUUACGAAGAAUGGCGAGACGCUGCGAGCGAACUGGAUGAGUUGGAGAAUAACUCUGCCUGGAAGGAAACGUUCGAGUGUCCCGACUAUGACCCUCAUCUCGUGCUCGAUCGUCUCAAGCAGCUGGACGAUGCCCGGAUCAACUGUGAUAUCAGUCGCAUGUUGUUCCUCAUCCGCACGUCCCUGAGCCGCGAUCUGGGCAACAUGAGCAACGCCUCUCUCUACAAGCAUGCUCAUCUCGGAACUAAGAACCUGAUCGAUCAAUACAUUGAUACCGCGCUAGAAACAAUAUUGUCGUUAGUUGAGCUGGCGGAUAAAAACCGGUGCGAUGUGGUGGAAUCCAGGUAUAUCCUGGACCAGUUGCUCGCAGCGAGACAGGCUUUCGGGCGAAGUGCGCUGCUCUUCUCCGGGGGAGCCACUUUUGGCAUGAAUCAUAUUGGCGUACUAAAGGCUCUUUGGCAAGCUAACCUUCUGCCGCGAAUCAUCUCCGGCGCGUCUGCGGGCAGCAUUGUGUGUGCCGUCUUCUGUACUCGCACUGAGGAUGAGCUGCCGGCUUUGCUGGACUCAUUUACAGAGGGGGACUUUGCUGUUUUCGGCGAGGGGACUGAGGAAGAUAGUAUCCUCCAGAAGACAGCCCGGUUCUUGAAAUAUGGGUCAUUUCUGGACAUCUCGCACCUAGCCAAGGUGGUGAGGAAUUGGUUGGGCGAUAUCACUUUCCAGGAGGCAUAUAACCGAACACGACGCAUCCUCAACAUUUGCGUUUCCAGUGCUGGCAUCUACGAGCUACCCAAGUUGUUGAACUAUAUAACUGCGCCCAAUGUAUUGAUCUGGUCUGCUGUGGCCGUCUCAUGUUCAGUCCCGGUAGUCUUUUCGCCGUAUGCCCUUAUGGCUAAGGAUCCCCUGACAGGAGAACCAGUUCCAUGGAGCGACCUUCAUAGGCAAUAUAUUGAUGGCUCCGUGGACGGUGACCUCCCUAUGACUCGUCUGUCGGAGAUGUUCAACGUCAACCACUUCAUUGUAUCGCAGGUCAAUCCCCAUGUCGUUCCAUUUCUACCCAAGGAUGAUGGGCCAGAUCCGUAUAUGGAAAACUCUUUCACCGCUUCUCGUUGGAUCCGGAAUAUCACAUAUCUUGCCAAGGAUGAGAUUUUACAUCGGAUGACAGUCAUGUCCGAGCUAGGGAUCUUUCCCACGUCUUUGACCAAAACAGUUUCGAUUGUCAACCAAAAGUAUUCCGGAGACAUCAAUAUAUAUCCGGAAAUUCAGUAUUCUCGGAUUCCCGUCAUGCUACGCAACCCGACGACGGAGUUUAUGCUUCAAGCAUGCCUAAGCGGCGAGCGGGCCACAUGGCCCAAGCUUGGACGAAUACGCAACCACUGCGCCAUCGAAUUGGCGCUGGACUUGGCCAUUCAGAAAAUGCGGGCUCGAGUGGCCUUCUCCCCGAGUCGCGUCCACGCAAGAACAGAUAGCAUUGCUGGCCAUUCGAUCGAAUCCCUCGACAGCAGUGGAGGCCGAGGACGUUUGUUGAACCGGAGAAGCUCCUAUAACCAUGAAAUCGAAAAGAUCAAACAUGCCCGCCACGACCCGGGCCGGCGGACAAGGCCAUUCCUACAAAGGUCCCGCAGCGUGUUGCUAUCCGAACAAACGCACCGAAUCGACUCUGUGGCCUCGGCCAGACUGGACCAAGCAGUGCAACGGCGCCGCCAAAGCAAUCCAAGCCAAUUUUUCAACACUGGGGACGGAUUCUAUAGUCCUUGUUCUGAGAGUGACGAACAUAGUGAGGAAUCCUCCCCUCCGACCCGCGUCCCGCUAGAAAGGCAUGUUUCAUGGGAACCGUCAUCAUCCGACGACCCGCCUUCCGAUGAGGCCACCCCUAACGGCAGCGCACAGUCACCACAUCCAUCCUCUCCCAUACAUAUAGGACGGGUGAGUUCACAGCGAGCUCCCGUAUGGCCUCCAGACCUGUCUGCGCACGCGAUGCCAACGACACCUGAGCCAUCGUUGCCACCUUCCCCUCACCACCUCCGGAUGACGCCCAAAGCCUAUGUCUCCAAUCCCACUUCUCGUAACUUCUACAACUGACCAAAUAUAUAUUGCUUGAUCGCUCAUACUCAGUUGUGACGUAUGUGCUGGAACACUGCGAUCAACAGAGAAC
Aspergillus neoniger CBS 115656 is the source of this 2588-nucleotide messenger RNA. RefSeq names its product putative Patatin family phospholipase. Gene Ontology annotation, molecular function: triacylglycerol lipase activity. Gene Ontology annotation, biological process: lipid metabolic process. Bases 167 to 2515 code for a protein of 782 amino acids. Lineage: Eukaryota; Fungi; Ascomycota; Eurotiomycetes; Eurotiales; Aspergillaceae. The record is from RefSeq and is a predicted model, not a curated record. The transcript has 3 exons.